Messenger RNA from Microplitis mediator, 1565 nucleotides. RefSeq names its product thioredoxin domain-containing protein 5 homolog (gene prtp). Gene Ontology annotation, molecular function: protein disulfide isomerase activity. The coding region runs from base 202 to 1365 and encodes 387 amino acids. Lineage: Eukaryota; Metazoa; Arthropoda; Insecta; Hymenoptera; Braconidae. Gene Ontology annotation, cellular component: endoplasmic reticulum. The record is from RefSeq and is a predicted model, not a curated record. Gene Ontology annotation, biological process: protein folding. The transcript is spliced from 5 exons.
AUAAGAGGGGGCGGAUUCAUUGUCUGAGCAUAGAUAUAAAAAAGCUGAUAAAGCCGCUUGAAAUCGCUCAAUUUUAUGCUAAUAAACGUCAGCAUUCGUCACCUCAAGAUCCUACACCAGCUAUAAUUUAAUUUUAUAAAUUAAGAGUUCCAUCAGAGGAUAUACCCCUGUUUAUCAACAAGGAUAUCAAAUAAUUGAAUAAUGAUGCGUGCAAUAUUAUUUAUCUGCACUUCGUUGCUUAUACAGUUAGCAUCAAGUCAUGAUGAAGAUGUCCAUACAGUUCAGUAUAAUGAGGAAACAUUUCCAACUGAAGUACAGAAAAAAAAUCAUUUCAUCAUGUUCUACGCUCCAUGGUGCGGACACUGCCAAAGAUUGAGUCCAACAUGGGAAACACUCGCAGAAAUGUUAAAUGAAGAAGAGGACAGCCGAGUUAAAAUUGCUAAAGUUGAUUGUACGACUGAUAGCUCUAUUUGCUCUGAACAUGAUGUCACUGGUUAUCCUACUUUGAAAUUUUUCAAAGUCGGUGAAACUAAUGGUAUCAAAUUCCGUGGUACUAGGGAUUUACCAUCAUUGACAGCAUUUAUUAAUGAACAACUAGGAAGCAUACCUGCGGACGCUGAGUUGAACACAGCAGUACCAGACCCAGUGAACGGCUUAAUAGAAUUAACAGAUGCAACAUUUAAUGAUCAUGUAGCGAAAGGUUAUCACUUUAUAAAAUUCUAUGCGCCUUGGUGUGGACACUGCCAAAAAUUAGCUCCAACGUGGGACGAACUUGCUAACAGUAACAGUCAUGAUACAUUAGUAAGUAUUGGAAAGGUUGAUUGCACGCAGUAUCGCGAUAUUUGCGAGCAAUUUGACAUCAAAGGAUACCCGACAUUGCUGUGGAUUGAGAACGGAAAGAAAGUAGACAAGUACUCAGGUGCGCGUACUCACGAGGAACUGAAAGAGUACGUCGCUAAAAUGCUGCAAAAGAGUACCGACAAAGUUGACGAGAACGACGAUGCUGUCAACGACAACAUCCAGUCGGUAUUGAAUUUGACCGGGGAAACGUUUGAACACGGAAUUGAAAAAGGUGUCACGUUUAUUAAAUUCUUUGCACCCUGGUGUGGACACUGCAAGCGUCUAGCGCCGACAUGGGAAGACUUGGGUAAGAAAUUUAUUGAUAAUCCGGAUGUUCAUGUUGUUAAAGUUGACUGCACUUUGUCAACCAACAAGCAGUUGUGUGAUGAUCAAGAAGUUGAUGGUUUUCCUACACUUGUGUUGUACAAAAAUGGAAAAAAAGUUGAUGAGUACAACGGAUCUCGUACACUUGAUGAUCUCCAUGACUUUGUUGUCAAACAUUUACAGGCUCACGAUGAGCUGUAAUUUUAUUUAUUUUUUUAAAAUUUCAUUGUGAUUUUUAUUACAAGUUAACAUCAAAUAACUUCCCCAGUAAUGCAAAAUUAGACAGACGUGUGUGUGUGUGUGUUUUUUUAGUUACGCAUUAAUUCUAUCAUCAUAUGUAUGUAUGAGACUAUGGAUUUUUUUUUAGAACCUAGUUUCGUAUUAAAAAAAAAAAUUUUAAA